AUGGCCCCUGCUCCCUCCGGGAGAAGCCCACGUUACCCCUUUUUAAAUAAGCCCUGCCACCCCAGCGUGUGGGGGACAGGCUCGGUGUCACUUCGUGUAGACGUGCACAAGUACAGCAGACACCAGGCACGGCCCGCCCGCGUGAUCCGGGGGGUGGGAGAGUCCCAGUUCCCACCCUGCCCGGCCACCAAAGGGCCGGAGGACAGGCUCCGGGGAGCUCCACGGCGGCGCCGGGGACAAUGGGGCGCUGGGCCGGCCACGCAGGCAGGCGAGCGCUCGGCGGCGGCGCUGGACCCGGGCCUGGCUCCCAGCCGAGGCGCCUGGGUGGGACGGGGGCGGGGCCUCCCGGCGGGAGGGGAUGACGGGCGGGCAGGUUGUCCAAUCGCGAGCCGCGAGGGGCGCCGGCGGGCCAGUGAGCGGGUGGCGGGGCGGGGCCUGCGCGGGGAGGCAGGCAGCCGCCCGGGCCGCGGCGGGAGCGGCGGCGUGGAGGCACCGUGCGACGGCUGCGAGCCAGCCGCAGUGGGAGUGGGUCCAGCGCGCGGCGACGGCUGCAGCGGCAGGACCAUGGCAGCGCCCGCCGGAGCCGGAGCCGGGGCAGGGAAGGCAGCCGCAGGCCACAGGCUCUGGCCGUGGCCGGUGCUGGCCGCGGCGCUCGUGCUGUGGACAGCUGGUGUGUCGGCCUUGGAGGUGUACACACCCAAAGAAAUCUUUGUGGCAAACGGGACGCAAGGGAAGCUGCCGUGCAAGUUCAAGUCCACUAACGUGACCGGCGGGUUGACGUCCGUCUCCUGGAGCUUCCAGCCCGAGGGGGCUGACACCACAGUGUCGUUCUUCCACUACUCCCAAGGACAAGUGUACCUGGGCAACUACCCCCCGUUUAAGGACAGAAUCAGCUGGGCUGGAGACCUGGACAAGAAAGACGCGUCCAUCAACAUAGAAAACAUGCAGUUCAUUCACAAUGGCACCUACAUCUGCGACGUCAAGAACCCUCCGGACAUCGUUGUCCAGCCUGGGCACAUCAGGCUGUACGUGGUGGAGAAAGAGAGUCUGCCGCUGUUCCCGGUCUGGGUGGUGGUGGGCAUAGUCACUGCUGUGGUUGUGGGUCUCACCCUGCUCGUCAGCAUGAUCCUGGCCGUCCUGUACCGAAGGAGGAACUCUAAGCGGGAUUACACUGGCUGCAACACAUCAGAGAGUCUGUCUCCGGUUAAGCAGGCUCCACGGAAGUCCUCCUCCGACACAGAGGGUCUGGUAAAGAGUCUGCCUUCCGGAUCCCACCAGGGCCCAGUCAUAUAUGCGCAGUUAGACCACUCCGGCGGCCAUCACAGUGACAAGAUCAACAAGUCGGAAUCCGUGGUGUAUGCGGACAUCCGGAAAAAUUAAGACCCGGAGCAUCCUGGACAAGAAACAAACCCAAACUGGACUCUUGUGCAGAAAAUGUAGCCCAUAACCACGUGUGGCCUUGGGGACCCAGGCAAGGACACACACAUGUGUAGACCCAGAGGGAGGGAAGGAUGUGGGUGAAGGACAUGUGUAUUCUAUUUAAUCUUCCUGCUGUGGGGCCAGCGUUGCAUGUCGAGAAGAUGGUGUGAGGCUGUGAAUCUGCCUACGUAUAAACGUCUUGCCGUUUUUGUACAUGCUUUGGGGGUCAUUAACAGUUGGGACAUUUCAGUAACAUUCCUGUCACCACCAUUUAGAUGUGGUUGCCUUUCAGAGACAGUAGCAGUCUUCUGUUUCCAGUGGACGUGGCCUUUUAAUCCAAGGGCUCAACCAGUCUUAGCAUUUAUUGUCAUUGGAGGAAGGAGAUCCCGUGGCGGACACGCAGCCAGGGGCCCUAUCACACGCGCCAGAACCGUUCAUUUGGUUGUAGCUUUUAGACAGCAUCUGUUAACUAUGCCACUUACAGAAGGUUCGAGAAAUUUGUGUUGGUGCUUUUCUAAAACAUGGGGCAAAUUUUA
This is a messenger RNA of Marmota flaviventris (yellow-bellied marmot), 1955 nucleotides long. It is a transcript of the gene Mpzl1, whose product is annotated as myelin protein zero like 1. NCBI's taxonomy places the organism in Eukaryota, Metazoa, Chordata, Mammalia, Rodentia, Sciuridae. The record is from RefSeq and is a predicted model, not a curated record. Gene Ontology annotation, cellular component: plasma membrane; cell surface; focal adhesion.